AUGCCACUUCUUUUAAAUUGUGCAUCUGAAAAAUCAAAUUGUGARGAUGACGAAGACAAUUUUUUAACACCAGAAGUAAUAAGUGACUUACAGAUUGAUGAUACACCAAAGGAUAAAGAUGUGGAUAUUCCAAAAACUACUUCCAUAGCCUCUUCCAGUGAUUCAGACGAUACAUUAAAUUGUACAGAAAAUGAAUCAAUACCUAUGUCUUCUUUGUCAUUAGAAAAAUCCGCUAGUUUUUCUGUGUCGCAUUGCAUUGCGCAGCAUGGUAAGCCACUUUCUGACGGAGAAUACUUAAAAGAAGUUUUUGUUAAGGCGUCUAACAUUUUGUUUCAUGAUUUUACUAAUAAAAAUGAAAUAAUAAAACGUAUUAACGAUUUGCCUGUUAGUAGAAAUACUGUAAAAGAUCGUAUUAUUUGUAUGAGUAAUGAUAUAACAGAUCAGCUUCAAACAGAUUUGGCUUCAGAAAAUUAUUUUUCAAUCUGUCUUGACGAAAGUACAGAUGUAACUUCACAGGCGCGACUAGCAGUCUUUGUUAGGUUCAGUAGUAUUAAUAUUAUGAGGGAAGAAUUAUUAAAAUUAAUGACGAUUUCUACUAAAACAGCUGGUCAAGAUAUUAUGAAUGUAGUACUUAAAGAAUUCGCCAAUUUAAAAAUAAAUAUAAAUAAUAUUGUUUCAAUAACUACGGAUGGUGCCCCUAAUAUGGUUGGCAAACACAAUGGAUUUGUUCAACUUUUUUCGAAAGAAAUUUCUCAUCCGUUAAUCAGUUUUCAUUGUUUAAUACAUCAAGAAGCGUUGUGUGCUAAAGACAGCUUGAAAUCGCUUCAAAAUGUAAUGGAAGUAGUUAAAAAAGUUGUCAAUUUCAUUACAUCUCGUGCUUUAAAUAACCGACAAAUUACUAAAUUAUUAGAUGAAGUUGAAUCACAAUACGCUGGCCUUUUAAUGUAUAACAGUGUUCGUUGGUUGAGUCGUGGUCAAGUUCUUCAUCGAUUUGUUGAAUUAUUAGAAGAAAUACGAUUAUUUUUAUUCGAAAAAUCUCAAGACUAUCCAAAACUUAAAGAUUUAAAUUGGUUGAACGAUUUAAUGUUUUUCACUGAUUUUACUACAAUGUAUAAUGAAUUAAAUAAAAAACUUCAAGGGCCCGGUCACAUAGUCUUAACAAUGUUUGAAAAUAUCAAAGUUUAUGGGUCUAGACCACCAUCAAUUUAUUGUUAA
This is a messenger RNA of Diuraphis noxia (Russian wheat aphid), 1215 nucleotides long. RefSeq names its product general transcription factor II-I repeat domain-containing protein 2A-like. Lineage: Eukaryota; Metazoa; Arthropoda; Insecta; Hemiptera; Aphididae. The record is from RefSeq and is a predicted model, not a curated record.